This is a messenger RNA of Ictalurus punctatus (channel catfish), 2425 nucleotides long. RefSeq names its product myelin protein zero-like 3 (gene mpzl3). Gene Ontology annotation, cellular component: membrane. The record is from RefSeq and is a predicted model, not a curated record. The transcript is spliced from 6 exons. Bases 7 to 903 code for a protein of 298 amino acids. Lineage: Eukaryota; Metazoa; Chordata; Actinopteri; Siluriformes; Ictaluridae.
CUGCGCAUGCGCAGGUGCAGUCUUACCCAAACAUGGACGAGUCGAAACUUUAAUCCAAAACUUCCCUCUGUGGAUAUUUUCAAUACAUUUACACUUAACUGCAGUACUAAAAUGGAUUUGAUACGACGACAAAGGACUUCUUCCGGAAGUGGGAUGUAUUUAGUUUUAUUUCUCAGCCUCGUUUUGCAGUCAGGCCCGGCGUCCUGUAUAAAGGUGACCGCUCCGGAGGAGAUAAAUGCAGUACAGGGCGAGAUGGUAACCCUGUCCUGCCAGUUCACCUCGACUCAUCGCCCGAGUAGCCGAAUAUCCAUCGACUGGUCCUUCAGACCUCAGAGCGGAGGCCCUUCCCAAGUUUUCUUCCACUUCUACUUGCUGGCGUACCCUCCGAAGGAAGGGCACUUCAAUGGGCGCGUGCAGUGGCAUGGUGACCCGGCGCGAGGCGACGCGACAAUCAGGCUUCUGAACGCAUCACUGCACGAUAAUGGCACUUACAGCUGCGUCGUUCGCAACCCGCCCGACUUCCAGGGUCCCCCUUCAAACACCAUCCUCACCGUCAGCCUCAAGAAAGCAAGUGUGCACUUUUCGGACAUCGCUGUGCUGCUGUUCUUCGUCCUCCUGCCGUCAUCGCUGAUAGCACUGGUCUUGUUAGCGAGAAUGCUCUGUCCUUGUUGCUCUCCACGAUUCAAGACCUCGCAUCUCGGCCAUCACUCGCCCAUAGAGGUCACUGAUGGGGAAGAAAUGCUCCCAUACAGUAAGGAGUGCGGAUACCAUCACCCCUCACCAAAUCAGAAGCCUCCCAUGUGCUGCAAAAUGUAUAUGGAGGACUCCGAUGAAGAAUGCCGCAGAUAUUUUGAGAAGCAACAAAGUAAUACAGUACAACCACAGGCCGAAUCGCAGUGUUAGAUCUGACACGAUGCUCUGGUGGAAAAACAGGCAAAAACUUCAGUGCAGACAUCUUCAUUUACUAUCAUUUACUACAAAAACAAAUGCUUUCCAGCUGGUCUGAUCUGAGCUGAACUGAUCCAAACUCAGUUUUAGCAGAGUUCCUUCAGCUUGCGGUCUAUAGGAUUCUUGCUAGCUUGAUUGAUUUAGCGCUACAUUUCUUCCUGUUAGCUUUAACAACCUCAGUUCAGAAUGUUCUAGAAAAGCUAGUCACUGUUACUCCAACUACACAACCAACACCAGCCAUUAAAACACAAUAAUGCUAGGCAUGAAGUUAGCAAAAGCAACCUUGUGUCGCUAGUUCACUAGUAGCAUUUUAGCUAUUCCUAAUUUGAGAUGGGAUUCACAUUCGUUUUGAAACUGUGAGACCAUGCACAAAUGCUAAUGUGGCUAAUGUAGUGAUUCUCACCGUGGUUAGCCAUGUUAGCAUCGCUGAGUGAAGUAUUUCUUGUCACAUUUGUAAUAUCGCUACAACUGUUGCUAAUUUACUAUCGUAUUGUGCUAAAAAGCAGUUUGCUUUCUCUUGAUGGUUAGCAUCAAAUAUUUCUUGUCUGAUAAACUGACUUCCUGAGCCUGUAGAUCUCAGGCGUUCUAAAGAUUUCUAACACUAAUCCGAGCAACUUUAUCCAUACUAAAGGAGCCGAGUCAUGCUAAUUCAGGCUACAUGGUAGGCUACAGUUUCUGAUUAGCAAUAUCAGCGUAAAGUAUUUAUUAACGGUAUUACUGGUUACACUAGCUAUAGCAAACGGAAGCUGCAGACUCUAGUGGCCAUCUUUCAAGGUUUAUGGAAGAUGAAUAGGUUUUGAACUAAACUAUAGAGGAGGCUGUUAGGCGCCCUUUAGCUAAAGAAAAAAAAUAAAGUAGCACUCGCUAAGGUGUUGUAUUUGCAUAAAACUAACUUAGCCUUGCUGAUUUAGAAGGAUUUUUAGGACUGCUGGAAUUUUCUAGAAUAAAAGGUAUGCCUUAGAUUUGGACUGGAGCUAUGUAGCUAAUGAAGUCUGUAGAAAAUAUACAGUUUAAAAAGGACAAUUUAAAAUAAACCAGUAAAUAUAUUUCUAAACUAUCCGGAACAGUUCAUAUUUAGAAAUUGAAGUGGAUUGAUUUCAUCUACAGUUUUUCAUCUUUUUUUUUUUGUUGGUGUGUUUGUUAUUUCACAUUAUUGCACAUUGUUUACAAGAGCGUCAACCUGCUGCUUUGUACCAUUUGCGUUUUUUUAACAGGAAAUAGAUCCAGCCCUCUGCACAUACUCCGGCAUCAUUCACUAAAUGAAAAUUGAAUGGAAUUUUUUUUUUUUUAAAUGAUCAUCCCUAUAUGGACAUAUUUCUGUACUAUUAUGAAAUGCACAAUCGCAGAUGCUCAUGUAAGAUUGUAAAGCAACAGCCCAGGUUUGUUGUGUAUUUAUUUGAGGAUGUAAAAGUGUGAUCUUGUAACUAUAUUGUAUAAUAAAAAAAAAAUCAUAAAUAAAAUAUGUACAUAGUUCCAA